AUGAUUAAGGUGAAGAAGAGGAAGAACGGGAUCGCUGCAGCGGCGAAGCCACUUCCUGUUGAUACACCUGAGGGAAAACACAAGGCAAAGCGAAUUUCUAGUGCACCCGAGUCACUUCCAUCUCCUUCCCAACCUCGGAAGAAGGCUAAGAGCACACAUACCACUGCCGAAAAAGCCAAGGCCCCCCCACAAGCACCGGCAGCCUCCGCGCCCAACGUAAUCAAAAUAGGGAGUGGCGGCGUUGUGGACUGCCAGGCUUUGGAAAAGGCGGUGAAAGCACUAUGCCGGCAUGUGCAAAAGCUUCAGGAGAAAGAAGAAGUGCAAGAUCUACUUGCCAUGAACAGCGGUCCCACAGUUAGUUUGAUGUUCUCUACGCAGAAUAUACCUGUCACGCAACGGAUCUAUCCCCAUCUGAUUGAGUUGCCCCACAGCCCUUUGGGUUCAAACAGUGAAGUAUGCCUGAUAGUACGCGACCCCCAGCGCAAGUGGAAGGACCUCGUCGCCUCUCUCCCAUCCUUGUCCUCGGUUUCAAAAGUUAUUUCUUACAAAAAACUGCCGAAGAAGUUUCCACAGUUCGCAGACCGCAGGGCUCUCUGCGCUGCGUACGACCUGUUCAUUGUCGACACCAGAAUCAAGGAGAAAGCGUACAGCAGUCUUGGCAAGGUGUUCUUCGCAGCCAACAAACUACCGCUUCCCAUUCGCGUUGGGUCGACCACACUGGAAAGAGAAGUGGGGAGAGCGCUGCGCAGCACAGCGCUGGUGAUUAAACGAGGCCCUUCCGUUGCUAUUCGCAUUGGCAGGGCCUUGAGUAACCCUGACCAUCUUUACGAAAAUGCAGUGGCAGCCAUCAAGGGGGUGUCAGAUUUCUUCCAAAUGAAUCAUAAGUGGAAAAAUACGAUCACAACUAUUCAUAUUCAAGCCACCAAUACACCUGCCCUGCCAAUUUACCUGCAUCCCAAGUACGCGGAGGCCGCAGAGUACUACAGGACUACAGCGCCGCCUGCCAACAAUGCAGAGCCGAAGAGAGGCGAAGGUGAAAAAACAAAAACGGGAAAGGAAAAGGCGUCGGCAGUAGUCCACAAAGUUAAAGGUGAUCGCAAGAUAAAGAGUGGCGCUGCAGUAAAAGAGGGGAAAGACAAUGCAAGCAAAGUAGUCAAGAAGUCAAUCACCAAGGACAAAAAAGAAAAGAAACACAAAUCGAGGCACUGA
This is a messenger RNA of Eimeria necatrix, 1209 nucleotides long. RefSeq lists its product as hypothetical. NCBI's taxonomy places the organism in Eukaryota, Apicomplexa, Conoidasida, Eucoccidiorida, Eimeriidae. Bases 1 to 1209 code for a protein of 402 amino acids. The record is from RefSeq and is a predicted model, not a curated record. The transcript has 3 exons.